This is a messenger RNA of Trichomycterus rosablanca, 1543 nucleotides long. It is a transcript of the gene vgll3, whose product is annotated as vestigial-like family member 3. Gene Ontology annotation, cellular component: nucleus. Gene Ontology annotation, biological process: regulation of transcription by RNA polymerase II. Bases 10 to 1008 code for a protein of 332 amino acids. The transcript has 4 exons. The record is from RefSeq and is a predicted model, not a curated record. NCBI's taxonomy places the organism in Eukaryota, Metazoa, Chordata, Actinopteri, Siluriformes, Trichomycteridae.
UCCUCUGCCAUGAGCUGCCUGGAGGUUAUGUACCAUCAUCAGAACUAUGGAACUCAUCAUUACCUCCCGACCAGUGCUGCAGCUGCUGCAGCUUAUAAAGCGGUUUACUACCAUCAUCAUCAUCAUCAUCAGCAGCAGCAGCAACAACAACAACAGAAAAAGUUCAGUGCCUACAGCAGGAUGCAGGACUCUGUAGACCUCCCUGUGCAGUGUGGCCAGAGUAAACAGGUCGAGAAGCCUAGAGCUGAGCCUGAGCUGCAAAGAGAUAGAGAGCAGGAUGGUGACGAGGAGGCAAGGUGUAAAGACUCCCAACCAGCUGAGACCGAAUACCUGAGCUCCAGAUGUGUGCUCUUUACAUAUUUCCAUGGGGAUAUCGGCGACGUGGUGGAUGAACACUUCUCUCGAGCUCUCAGUCAACCUAGUGCCUUCAGUAACGACUCCAAAAGUAACAAGCUACCUUCCGGAGGAACAUGGAAAGAUCAAAAUUCUGUCCCUGAGGGUCAGUGUGGCUCUCUGCCCUCUUCUGUGUGGAGCAGCACUUAUCCAUCUCAGACCAUCUCUUCAGUUCAUGGUGACUUUCCUGCCACAGCUGCCUUUCAUGCUGCAGAAACUGGCAUUUGGAGUGGCCAUGGCAUGGCCCAGCAUGGCCUACCUCCUCCGUCUGCACUUACUGACUCCUGGCCCUACGCUCUCGGGGGUCAAAGCGGAGCCGGAUACCAUCACGUUCACGAGAUGUACACUCAAAUGCACUCACGGCACCCUCAUCCACAUGUACAUGCCCAUCCAAUGCUCCAUCACAGCCACAGCACUGCUCUGGAUCAUCGUUUCAGUCCCCUUCUGCUGCCUGGCAUGAGGACAUCCUUUAGUCCUUCGUCUUCAAAUACAGACGGAAUCAAAACUGAACUAGAACCCACAGCUUCAAACUGGCCUGCAUCCUUCCACGGCUCUGUAGAUAUCUAUGACACAGCAAUGGAACAGGAAAAAGCCAAAGUCAGUGUCUGGUUCUAAGAUCGGGAGAGCCUGCCAGUGACCCACAGCCUUGGAGCGAAGCAGCUCAGACAUAAGCAGUGUGAGACAGCCCAUCAUCCUACUGUGGAAUCUCUCCCUGGAAAGCUUUCAAAUUUCCUGGUAGGCGACUCAGGAAAGGAAACUCUGACUCCCUCCAUGAGACAAGCGCAACAAAGAAUUUGGGGGGGAAAAAGCAGCAUUCUGUUAAAUUAAACCAUCCUGUUUGAGUCUAAGCGAGUCAUUAAUGAAUUUGGCUGGAAUGCUGUUGCAGAUGGACUUUUACGGAACUCUCACAGAGACGUUGUGAUAAAGAAAGCUACUUUAAAAAAGAGUCUAAAAGUAUAUUUUUCCUAUUUUUUGUAAAUCCUGGUAAACUAUUUUCUAUUUGGUGGGUAAUAAGGGAGAACUUACAGUUGAGUGCAAAGUUUGCAUACUUUCAGAAAAAAAGACCAAGAAAUGUUAUUUAUUCCAAAGAGACAUUCAGUGUUUUCACAUUGAUGUUCUGUUAAUGUUAUUAAGUUUAAAAAUAAAAAGA